Molecule: messenger RNA, 404 nt
Organism: Saprolegnia diclina VS20
Lineage: Eukaryota; Oomycota; Saprolegniomycetes; Saprolegniales; Saprolegniaceae
Exons: 1
Source: RefSeq, a predicted model, not a curated record
ACGUCGACACGUAUUUUAAGCGCAGCGAGUCCCUCGACGCCCUGCGCCGUAAGCACCCGUAUGUCCAGGACGGUACAGCUGUCGGAUGGAUGGCGCCGGCGACCAUCAACAUUGCGCGAGGCGUUUGGACGAGCUGCACGCUGUAUCUGCAGGCCAAAGCGACGGCGCUCGACGUCUCCCGUUUGACCGCAGCGUUGGCGACGGCGCCAGCUCUGCAGGCUGUCAGCGUCAUUACCUCGCAGCUCAAGUACACGAUCGAGAUGGAUCCGCCUGAGCAUGUCUUUCACGAUGAUGGCUUUCCCACGUCGCUCGCGCCGGCCGUGUGGCGGGCGCUGCUCCAGUCGCACGUCGUGGACCUGCGCCUCGUCGGUGGUAGCUUCUUAGCGACCUCCGAUGGCGUCAAG